This is a messenger RNA of Zootermopsis nevadensis, 6867 nucleotides long. RefSeq names its product real-time (gene retm). Lineage: Eukaryota; Metazoa; Arthropoda; Insecta; Blattodea; Termopsidae. Gene Ontology annotation, cellular component: cytoplasm. The record is from RefSeq and is a predicted model, not a curated record.
AUCGAGUGACGAGCACGUGAUUCAGGAAAAGAGUUGAUGUAGAAUGUUUUAAGAGACAUGUGGUGAGGAGAGGUUACGAGAAAAGAAGUUUAAGUUGUAUAUUAAUGCUUAUUACUGAUACAUGGUUGUUCCUUUGUCUUUCAUGCUUAUAUAAUGUUCAGUGAAACAGAAGUAGAGUUUUAAUUUGUUCGCACAGUUCUGUGGAUGUAUUAUGUGGCAGCAUGACUGGGAUAAAAAAUAUGUUUUUGCUUUCUUUUUGAGGCAUAUGAACGUCGGUUCCCAACGUGUCCACAGAUCCCUGUGUUUAUAGGCUGUGAAAUAUUAUCAGAUUCAACGAGCACAGAUGGAACUCAGAGAGUAACUGAACGUCGUUGCAAGCUCAAUGUGGAAGCACCGUAUUUAUUAAAGAAGAUAAUAGGUGUUGAUUUUGUUUACUUCAUUCAGAAGAAUAUGUUAGACCUCAGAAAUCGAACCCUUAACAUCGAAGCUCGUAACGAAAGCUUUUCUACCCGUGUCGCGGUUAUUGAGAGAUGCAGAUAUUUUGUUCACCCAGAAAAAUCUGACUGGACAUGUUUCGAACAGUCGGCCAGUCUUGACAUCAGGUCUUUCUUUGGAUUUGAGAAUUCCAUGGAAAAGUUAGCUAUGAAACAGUAUUCACAAAAUAUUGCUAAAGGUAAAGAAAUUAUCGAACACUUUGUUAAUGAAUUGAAGAACGAAGGCGUAACAUAUGUACCGCCGUGGUCUGAGCCCAGUGAGGCAAUUCCAAAUGAUGAUAAUGAUGAUCUGAGGGUACAGGGUGAUAUGAGUCAGAGUUCAGGAGAAUUUCCUUUGGGGGCAUCUGCUUCUGAGUACAGUGCCUCUGCUACAGCCAGCAAAACGACACCUCAUCUGUCAUCUGAAUCUCAGUUCCAGUUAGACACCGAUUACAUUCAGCGUUAUCUGGGUGAGCUGAGCCUUUUACAAGAGUCAAGACUAGUUCAGCUUCGAAAAUGGGUGGCAGAUCUUCAAAAGGGCAAGGUUCCCAGUGAUUCGACACUUCUUCGGUUCCUGAGGGCUAGAGAUUUCAAUGUGGAGAAGGCCAGAGAAAUGCUGUCACUGUCACUGAUGUGGCGUAAGAAACAUCAGGUUGAUAAGAUUCUCUCUGAAUAUCAAACACCUCAGGUCGUUAAGGACUACUUUCCAGGCGGUUGGCACCACAGUGACAAAGAUGGACGACCAUUGUACCUGUUGCGACUUGGUCAAAUGGAUGUCAAGGGAUUGCUGAAAGCUAUCGGGGAAGAGGGCCUUCUUCAGCUUACUCUGCAUGUAUGUGAAGAAGGCUUACAAUUGAUGGAAGAAGCUACGAGGACACAAGGAAAACCAAUCUCAACAUGGUCGCUUCUAGUUGAUCUGGAAGGACUUAAUAUGAGGCAUUUGUGGAGGCCCGGUAUAAAGGCUUUGCUGAGGAUAAUUGAGAUUGUAGAAGCCAAUUAUCCCGAGACAAUGGGGAGAGUUCUCAUUAUUCGAGCUCCGAGAGUAUUUCCUAUCCUCUGGACAUUAGUUGGCACAUUCAUCGAUGAGAACACGCGUACCAAGUUCCUGUUCUAUGGUGGCAAUGAUUACCAAGCAAGCGGCGGCCUAGUGGACUACAUCCCGCAGGAAUUUGUUCCGGAUUUCUUGGGUGGAUCAUGCCAGACAAUGGUGUUGGAAGGAGGAUUAGUUCCUAAGGGACUGUACAUGACAGAGGGUGACCUUGAACGGGAAGGAUGUCCGCUAACUGAAGAUAGCAUCUAUCAUUCCGUUAGCUUAGGUCGUGGCCAGGUUCAUGAGGUGUUGGUAUCAAAUAAUGAUCCAGGCAGUGUGAUUACUUGGGAUUUUGAUGUGAUGAGGCAAGAUGUAAUGUUUACUGUGUACCGUACACGUGUUCCCGUGCCUGCUCAGAGCCCAUCAGGUGCUCUUCAGACAAUACAGCAAAUGAAUCCAUUAGCUCCUGAUCCUGAACAUCGCUCUGCCAUAGAAAAGUGUUGGAAGGAAGGGCAAGAUUACUUUCGCGUUGAGACGCCUGUCGUUUGUCAUGACGGAGAGAGCAUUCAGGGUUCACAUGUCACGAGCCAUAUAGGAACAUAUAUUCUGCAGUGGAAAUUCCAUUGUGCUCAUACUCUGGACCUCAUAGAUUCAUUCACGGCCCACAAAGCACAGGUUAUGUAUUACUACGAGAUACUUCGCUCUGCAGACUACAGAGGUUCAAUGUCUAGUCUGCAGUCUGGUAACAGCGCAUUUUCAGCACUGAGCAACCGGUCUGGGGCAAGCUCUUGCCCUUCUAGAUGAUGUAUGGAUCGGUCGCAGACUACCAAAACUGCGCCUGAAUCCUGACAAGCGUUCAGAAACUCUGGAGCAGGAUAAUUGGACGUGAGCGGGUGCUUAUUCUUCCGACGGAGGUGAUUGUUUCAAAUGCUUUAUAGUUGUGUAUGUCUAUUGCCACAUUGAGAAUUUUUGGUGGAGGUUAGUACCUAUUUGCUACAUUAUAAUUCAUUUGGAAUAAUAUUGUAAGAUGGUGCAUUGUUCAUCAGAUGCGUUAUUUUUUUUAUUAAUUUCACAAAAACAUGUAUUUCAAAGAGUGAAUAUUCUGCAGCUGUCUAAAAACUGGAGAUAAAUGCAUCAUUUUUUGUAUCACGGCAGUGUUACAAACUUUGUCUGCUGUUUAGAAUAAUUAUGCUGAAUAUCUUGGUGGAAAUACAAAUUGAAUGGAACUGGACAUUUAUCUCCACGUAAGUGUAAUGUAUAAGAGUUAAAUCAGAGAGCCGCACAUUUACUCUUUCUUUCUUUUCUUCUUCAGGAACACAGUAAAAAUACAGAUCAUGUCCAAUAUGUAAGUGUAUCACUUGUGAAAUCAGCUAAACAAUUCUGUAGUGAACAGACACAUCACAAAAUACUUGACAUACAAACUUCUGAUUUGGAUAAGCAGGGUGAAGUACAAUGUUUGAGAUAAUGUGAAUGGGUGUGAGCGACUGCUGUUAUAGUGAUGGGAUGUAUUUCAAAAACUGAAUAUUUAUUUUUUGCAUUUUAUGCAGUAUUUUUUUUGCAUCGGAAGACUGUAAAUUUGCUUGCAUAGUGAGAUAUAGCUCUAAGUAUCAGUCUGUGUUUUUACAUGUGUCCGCAUAGUUACGUAUCCUAUAUGGACACUUUUAUUAAUUAUAUAUACAUAGUGAUGUAGUACUUUUUGCAGUAGGUUCUAUUUACAGCUGAUCUUAGUAAGAAUCACAUCUCUGCUAUGUAAGGCAUGGUACAUGAAUAUGAGAAGUUAUUUUAUUAAUCACUGUUAGUCUCGGUUCAUAAUCAUGAUCUUCAUUACAUGUUUUAGUUAGGUGAGCAUAAAUACAUUUUAAUUUAUCUACACUUUUGUGUACAGGCCAACCCCUAAAAAUAAAAUGAGUGAUACGUCAACAGAUACCAAUGAGUACUUAUAAAAGUAAUUACAAUAGUAAAAUUUUACCUUUGUUGAUAAUUUUAUAAAGUAUCCGUCAGUCUGUGAUAAAUGUAUAACUAAGUAACGAAUGUCAUGGAACAAAAUCCUUCUUGAGAAGCUCCUAGUUGCUCAGCUAUUCAAUACCCUCCCUUUUAUAUGGCAUAAAGGGUCAUUACUGUGUUCACAGGAGUGUGCCACCAGAUGAAUCCAAUCCACACCUUCCCACCUAUAUCUAGGUCUUUUAAGUGGUCUCUUUCCUUUUGGGCUUUGCAAUGAACAUUUUGUUUGCAUUCCCCAGCUCCAUGCAUGACCUCCUUACUUUGAUCAUCCUAAUAAUAUUUUAUGACAUAUAAGAUAUAUAUAAUUGUAUGUGCUCAAGAGAAAAUUUGUACUUAAGGGAGGAGAAGUGGAACUGGGGUAGCUAAAUCAGUAUAAUGACUGGCCUGGCUACAGAUUGGAUGACCAGGGUUCAGUCCCUUAUGGGGCGGAGGAUUUUUCCUCUAGCCUCUGUGUCCAGACCAGCUCUGGGGCAUGCCCAGCCCCCUGUUCAAUGGGUACCAGGGUCCUUUCCCAGGGGUAAAGCGCAGCCGGGGAGAAAAUUGCAUAAUUUGUUAUUUGUACUGUUCAUCAGAUAUUCCUUUUACUUCAGAAGAUAAAUAUUUAUGUCUGGUGAAACCAUACACAUGAUUUCCAAAUGGAAAUUUUGUGCAGAAAUCAAUUUGUAAGCAGUAAAAAAUAUUUAUAAAGAAAUUAAUUUCCUUCUUCCAUGAAGGAAGAAAGAAAAGGAUGGUGAUUCUUGUAAUGUUGAAAGUUGACAUUGUAUAUGGGAUUUUAAAUUUUCAGUUUUAAUUAAUUCUCCAUUUUGUAUCACAAUAGUAUUUCAUUUAUCCAUUUAGGAUUUUAUUAUACCCUGUCAGCUGUAAAUAUUUGCUUUUGUAUGUUGAAACUUCACUCUGUGGGAAAUUUUACAUUAAUGCGUUUUUAAAAUUCUUUACAUAAAUCAGAAUUUUGAAGUUGAAGUUUCUGUAGCAAAAUCUAACAAGUGUUUCUCUUAACUGGAUAAUAAAAUAAAAAAUUGGCAUAUAUAUUUCAGAGGAAGUUUAGUAAGAUGGUAGAAUUUUUGUUAUGUGUAUGGUAGCAUUGCUUCAGUUUGCCUGCAAAAUGGCCAUGAAUUGUCUUCAACACUGCAGUCCUGCAUUAAUAUGGCCUCAAUGUAAAUAUUCUGCAAAUAUUAAAUAAAUUUUGGAUUUAAUGUUAUCCUUUGCAGGUUCAAGGGAAAUAUAUCAUAUUAAACUUAUGAUAAAUGAUAUAUUUUUAAAGUUAAGUAUAAGUGAGUAUCUGUGUAUGUAAUGAAAUAGAAAGUAGUUCCAUGACAUUUAUUAAAACAUGUGGAUUUAUGUUUAAUUCUAAACACUAAUUUCACUAGAUGUAUUAUAUGAGCCAAUGGGUAACACUAUUAUUUGUUAUGUGUGUGAGAGUACACAGCAUAAAAUACAUAUGACUGGAAGCCAGGUUAUACUGCAUUGUUUACCUACUGAAAUGUGGAUGCAUUUUACAGUCCAUUUGUUUUUGAUGAUACUGUAGCAUAAUUACCUUUUAAGAUAUAACAAUUGAUAGAAAUUAUGGUAGAAGCUGGAGAAUACUGAGAUGAUCUUGGUUUUGUCCCCAUUUUUAUAUGAUUAACAUUUAAACAGAUCUGUUAUGUUUGGAAGACAUUGCUGAGAAUACAUAUAAUGAUUAUUAAUUUUAGGAAGUAUUAAAUUUUCAAAUAUUUUUAAAAUAAGAAAUCACUUUUUAGAGUAAUAUCAAAUGUGUCACUAAUCAGAAGUCAGCAAUGUUCACAGUACAUUUUUACACUUAGAUGUGGAUAAUUCAGUUCAUUUCUAUAAUAAAGAUAAUGAAGAUGUAUGUAGGCAACUUAGAAUUGAUACUCUAACCUCAAAACAUGGAAUGAAAUGUAGUGUAGUGAGGAAAAGAUCAUUAUGACUAAGUUGUAAGCAUACAUCAUAUUUAAAUAAGAAAUUUUAAAUACUUUACACAUGUCCUCUACAAUCCAGCCAUUAUGUGGUAUGUCAAUUAUGUAGUACAAAUUAUUAACACACUUAUAAUAUUUUUUUUUAAAAAAAAGAGUUAUCUCUUCUUUGUGAGAAGUAGUUUGGUCAGGUAAAGUUAAGUUUCAUUUUUAAGGCAAAUAAAACAGAAAUUAAAUUUAAGUAAUUGAAUCUGAAUUUAAAUAGUAUGUAUAUGAUGCAGACAUAAUUAUAAUCAAGACAGGGUUGUUUUCUGCACGUUAUUGAUGUGGAUAUAGAAAAUUUGAAGGAAUGUAACCUAUAAGAAUAGUGUAGUAAUAUUUCUUCAUUUGUUGCACACAGGCAUUAAGAAAAAGGAAACUACCGUAAGUAAGAUGUCUGUAUCUAGUAAACUUAUUAUAAUUUUGGUUGGACUGGUUUUUAUGUAUUGUGCUUUGAGGUUCUCACAACAAUGAGAAAGUGAAUUGUUUCCAUCUUCACAACAGAUGGAGAUGAUGCAUUACUUUGAAAUGUUAGUUGACCACGUAGAAGAAAUUAUUGACCAAAACACCAAAAUUCACAUUAUGACAGAUGGGUAAAUCUGAUAAGGUGAUAGUAUAAAAAUUUCACAGAAAAUAAGUGCUUGAAAUGAAAGCCUAGGCACAUCGUCAGAAAAGCACUAGACAUUUUAUUUAUUAACUCGUUAUGAUAGUCUCCUUUUUGUCGUAUGUUACUAUCUUGAUUAAACCUUAUAGUCUGUAUAUAAAUUACCUAUAGCUUGAUAGUGAUAUAGAGACAAGCUGUUUCUCAUCACAUGUCAGAAAUCGGACCCAAAGGAGGGGUUUUGCCCCAAGUAUAGUCUUCUGCACAUACAGUCUCAGAGUUAUGGCCUGUACAUUGUCAUGAGAAUGCAAAAUUUAAAAAUAGGAAUCUCAUACCUGCAAGACUGUUUAAUCUCCCACAUUAGAACAGGUAUCAUUUCUGCAAAUUUACUUCGAAUUGUGUAAAACUGACAAAGGAAUAAGUCUGCCAUUUAUUUUGGGGAAACAAGACAUGUUUUUGACCAGAUAAUGUGAGAUACAAAGUUGGUGAAGCUUUGUGGUUCCUCAGGAAAAAAAAGGAUAUUUAUUAUAGAAUUGUAAAGGUAAAUUGAAGUUAAAGGUGUUAUGUUUAAGCUAUUGACUAUACAUUAGUGCAUAAGUGAACUAUUAUUCAUAAAGUAUGAAAAUGUAAACACAUAAUUCUGGCUGGGCCUGAGAAUAGUAGAUCUUAUAGAUACAUAAAUGGUACAAAAAUAGUGGUAGAGUUUAUGUGAGCUAUUUUUUAACAAGACAUAAUUUAAAUGUGUAUUUAUAAAUAGGUAUAGUGUGUGCUGCCAUUUGUAUACAUAUAAACAAGCUUGUACUACUUGAA